UACCAUAUGGAAUGUCAGAUACUCCUCUCAUUCAUAAAAUGUAUAUGCCUGUGUAAGCCAAGUUGGAAAUAUGAAAUCACAUGUCACUCCAAGAAGGAUUUCAUGUUAAAUCCCCAUUAACCUUAAAUACGGAUCCUCCCAGCCCUACACUUGUCACUGUGGCGCCUUUUAUACAGCAGGUAUAAAAUAAGUUUAUGGGGUUGGUGAAAUACAAGUCUGAUUCUUCUCUCCGGAUUUGGAAGCAACAUGGACUCUGGAUCUUUACUUUACAAAGCGCCCAUGCUUCUUGGUGCCCUCUGUAUGGUGCUGAGUGUCCAGGAUGUAGGUGCACAGGCUACAAAUUCCACAGUGGUUCCCGGUUGGGGAAUAGCUCUUCUCACCAUGAUGAGCAUAAUGGCUGCACUUACUUUGGGUUUCAUGAUGAUCAUACCGUGUUGGUGUCGCAGUACAACUUAUGACUGCCAAGAGGGAAUUUCAUUUUACUCCCCCCAUACCAUGUUGAGUGCUGCAAAUGCCUGCCAAACAACCUGCCAGCCAACUUGUCAACCAGCCUGCCAACCAGCCAGCCAACCAUCAUGCCAACCAGCCUGCCAACCAGUCUGCCAGCCGUCCUGCCAACCUGAGCCAUCCUGCCAACCUGACUGCUCACCAAUCUGUCAACCUGACUGCCUGCCAACCUGCCAAUCUGAAUGCCAGUCAGUCAGCCAGUCUGACUCUCAAUCAAUCUGUGAAUCAGUCUUCCAACCAGCUUGUGAACCAGAAUGUUGAGAGAUACGAGAGACAUUGAUUGAUAAUUAGAAAGAGUAACAUCUAUUCUUAUUACCUUAAUAUGUGCCAUAGAUAUCUAUAGUUUAGUAAUCAGUAUUAACCAACCAGAUUUCAGUUCACUGUAGUCAGAUCAGAGAAAGAGACAUUUGAUUUGAUGGUUUUUAUGGGCUACUUCAAAUUCUGUACUGUUUUAAAACUGGUAACUCCACUCAAUAGCACUUAUGCAUGCUGUUAGAUGGGGGCAAAGCUGGAUCUUUUGCAUCUUCACUGCUGUUCAGGACCCUGACAAAUAGAUUUUUCCUUUGUUCAUGGCACUGAAGUGAUGAAUUGAGAGCUUGCUUUUAUGGUAAAGGAACCUGUCAUAAGAGAAGCAUGGAGACUGCCAUUACAUUACGAUUUUACCUACUUAAAAUGUUAGUUGUCUAGCUGUUAUACUGAUAAACUCACUUUAAUACCACUGACUCAAAUCAAGUAUUUUGAUAAGUUCUGAUUUUAAGGGAACCUCAGAAGGACAUCUGACCCAUUCUGACCAGGAAGGGUACCAACAUGCCUUACCGAAAAUAGAGCACCAAUACAACAAUAUGGGACUUUUUAGGUACCAAUACACAAUAAUUAUUUUAAAAAAAUCAUAAUAAAAAAAAAAAAAAACAAGGAUGUCUAAAAGAUCUUUAAAUAUGGAGUGGAGGACUACAACAACCACUUCCUCAGGAUAUCCUGUUAAUCUUCAGAGUAAGUAGCCAAUACAGUCCACAAAUGCACCCAGACUCAUCUUUUUUCCCUCAUUUCGUAUAUUGAAGAUCGUUUGAGCAUCCUUGUAGACAAUUCAAGUGUAUGAAACUAUGUAGGAGGGAUACAAAGAUACAGGGGAUGUGUCUAAUAUUGUUGUGCCAACUUUAAUAAUUUAUUUUAAAGAUAAAAAAAAUUUGAAUUUUAGAAAUGAGUAUUGUGUAUUGGUACCUAAAAAUCCCCAUGUUAUAUUGUUGUUGGGAUUUCUGUCUUUAGUCAGACUUUUAUCAUCUGCAUACCUUUUAUUGGCCCUGGUUCAGAAGAUAGUAAAGUGAGUUGAUCAGCAUAUUGGUCGGGUAACUUGCAAUUUUAGAAGGUAGUCAGUGAUGGCAAUCUUCA
Rana temporaria (common frog) is the source of this 1893-nucleotide messenger RNA. RefSeq names its product keratin-associated protein 10-8-like. Lineage: Eukaryota; Metazoa; Chordata; Amphibia; Anura; Ranidae. The transcript is spliced from 4 exons. Bases 247 to 768 code for a protein of 173 amino acids. The record is from RefSeq and is a predicted model, not a curated record.